AGGUUAAUUGACGUAUUUAGCCCCUUCCCUCCAGACGGUACGCUGUCUUUGAGGCACAGAGAUCCAACUCAUCCACCCAAUUCUUCCCUCCUUCCACGUGCCUCGCACGUGUCAAACUGGUCGUUCCGCCGCUUCCCACGCUGGCCCAUAUUUAACCUUCCCGUGUGCCCGAGCACACCACACCAAACCAAACCCCUCGACGGCGGCGGCGGCGGCGGCGGCGAUGACUCCGUCUUAUCUCCUCCUCGUCCUCCUCCUCCUCAGCGUCUGCUCCUCCGCGGUAAGCUCACCGCUCUCCAUCACCACCACCACCACCCCCACCGCCUACGAAGUUCUCGAGUCCUAUGGCCUCCCCAUCGGCCUCCUCCCUCGGGGUGCUCUCGGCUACGAGCUCGACCGCUCCACCGGCGCCUUCACCGCAUACCUCAACGGCAGCUGCGCCUUCUCCAUCCGAGGAUCGUAUGAGCUCCGCUACCAGUCCACCAUCUCCGGCCGCAUAUCGCGAGGCCGGUUGCGUGCCCUGAAGGGGGUGAGCGUCAAGUUCCUGCUCUUCUGGAUCGGCAUCAUCGAGGUCGAUCGCCGUGGCGACCAGCUCCAGUUCUCCGUGGGGAUCACGUCAGCGGACUUCGGGGUUGAUAACUUUGAUGAAUGCCCGCAGUGCGGCUGCGGGAUGGAUUGCGAUCGCUUGAACGGAUUGCCCGAUGGUGAUCGGAUGUCGUUGAGGCGGCUGUCUUCAUCGAUUUAAGGUUUGUUUGGACUUUGGUGGCCUGUCAAACUUGAUGAUAUUUCAGCCCCAUCAAUGCUUAUGUUUUCCUACGUGUUCAUCACCACUCAAGUAUCUUAUUUCUUGUGGUUUUCAUUUCCUGUACAAUGUGAUUGUAUACAAGACAUUUUCAGGCUACCUUUGUUUUCUUUUGGUGAUGAAAUUACCAAAUUUAUGUGGUGUUUGGCA
Messenger RNA from Dioscorea cayenensis subsp. rotundata (Guinea yam), 952 nucleotides. RefSeq lists its product as uncharacterized. Lineage: Eukaryota; Viridiplantae; Streptophyta; Magnoliopsida; Dioscoreales; Dioscoreaceae. The coding region runs from base 224 to 745 and encodes 173 amino acids. The record is from RefSeq and is a predicted model, not a curated record. The transcript has 2 exons.